Molecule: messenger RNA, 587 nt
Organism: Lutra lutra (Eurasian river otter)
Lineage: Eukaryota; Metazoa; Chordata; Mammalia; Carnivora; Mustelidae
Product: nucleoside diphosphate kinase A-like
Exons: 1
Coding region: 29-490 (153 amino acids)
Biological process (GO): CTP biosynthetic process; UTP biosynthetic process; GTP biosynthetic process
Molecular function (GO): nucleoside diphosphate kinase activity
Source: RefSeq, a predicted model, not a curated record
UAGGCAGCCGGAGCAGCUGGAGGGGACCAUGGCCAACGGUGAACGCAUCUUCAUUGCCAUCAAGCCUGAUGGGUUCCAGCGCAGCCUCGUGGGAGAAAUCAUCAAGCGUUUUGAGCAAAAGGGAUUCCGCCUCAUUGCUAUGAAAUUAAUUCAGGCUUCUGAAGACCUUCUCAAGGAGCACUACAUCCACCUGAAGGACCGUCCCUUCUUUGACGGCUUGGUCAAGUACAUGCAGUCAGGGGCCGUGGUUGCCAUGGUCUGGGAGGGCCUGAACGUGGUGAAGACGGGCCGAGUGAUGCUUGGGGAGACCAACCCUCCAGACUCCAAGCCUGGGACCAUUCGUGGGGACUUCUGCAUCCAAGUUGGCAGGAACAUUAUCCACGGCAACGACUCCGUGGAGAGUGCGGAGAAGGAGAUUGGCUUAUGGUUCCAGCCUGAAGAGAUGGUGUAUUACAAGAGCUGCUCUCAGAGCUGGAUCUACGACGAGUGACAGGAGAGCAGACCUCCAUGCUUUGUUCAUUCCGUUCCCUCUCCCUCCGCUGAGCAGGGGCCCAGGCUCUCACAAAUUCACUUAAUUUUGAGAACUU